This is a messenger RNA of Sorex fumeus (smoky shrew), 7103 nucleotides long. RefSeq names its product EMAP like 6 (gene EML6). The coding region runs from base 451 to 6348 and encodes 1965 amino acids. Gene Ontology annotation, molecular function: microtubule binding. The record is from RefSeq and is a predicted model, not a curated record. Lineage: Eukaryota; Metazoa; Chordata; Mammalia; Eulipotyphla; Soricidae. The transcript is spliced from 42 exons.
CCUGCAAACUUAUGUGAGCGAACUGGGUAAUUAAUCAGUGCCUGGAUAUGCAGAUCCCUGACUUUGACUUUAAAGGCGGGGUGAUCCACCCGAGAACCGCUCCCGGGGGCCGGAGCCCGCAGGUGCAGUGAGGCGUGCGCGCGCCGGUGCUGGCUGGUGCCCCCGAAGACGCCUGGCCCGGGGAACGGGAGCCGGGGGCCCCCGGCGGGGUCUGGCGGCCGAGCCCCAGCAGCGGCGGCGCGUCUCCCGCGGCGGCGGAUGAUGGUGGCGGCCGGCGCGCCGGGCCGGGAGUGCGCGUCGCCGCGGAAAUCAGUGCCCGGGGCUGCACGCUGAGCCCUUGCAGGUCCGCCGCAGCCAGCGCCUGGGCCGGCUCAGACCCGGCGCGCAGGACCCGCGGACCCGCGCGCAGGGGGUGGGGGGGUGCCAGGGGGCGCGUGGGGUCGGCUUAUCAUGGCGGAUCGGACAGCUCCCAGCUGCCAGCUCCGGCUGGAGUGGGUGUACGGGUACCGGGGUCACCAGUGCCGCAACAACCUGUACUACACGGCCGGCAAGGAGGUGGUCUACUUUGUGGCCGGGGUCGGGGUGGUUUACAACACCCGCGAGCACAGCCAGAAAUUCUUCCUGGGACACAACGACGACAUCAUCAGCCUUGCCUUACACCCAGAUAAAACUCUCGUUGCAACUGGUCAAGUUGGGAAGGAGCCAUAUAUAUGCAUAUGGGAUUCCUAUAAUGUCCAGACUGUGUCUAUUCUUAAAGAUGUCCACACCCAUGGAGUUGCCUGUCUGGCUUUCAACUCAGAUGGACAGCGUUUGGCUUCUGUGGGAUUGGAUGCCAAAAACACAGUCUGCAUUUGGGACUGGAAAAAGGGAAAACUUCUGGCCUCGGCCACUGGCCACUCUGACCGGAUCUUUGAUAUUUCCUGGGAUCCAUACCAGUCAAACAGAGUGGUUAGCUGUGGAGUGAAGCAUAUAAAGUUUUGGACACUAUGUGGAAAUGCCCUAACUGCAAAGAGAGGGAUAUUUGGCAAAACGGGGGAUCUUCAGACCAUUCUUUGCCUUGCAUGUGCCAAAGAAGACAUCACCUACUCUGGUGCUUUAAAUGGUGACAUCUAUGUCUGGAAAGGGCUUAAUCUAGUCCGCACCAUUCAAGGAGCACACAGUGCUGGAAUAUUUAGUAUGUAUGCUUGUGAAGAAGGCUUUGCCACUGGUGGACGAGAUGGGUGUAUACGAUUAUGGGAUACUGAUUUCAAACCAAUAACCAAAAUUGAUCUCAGGGAGACAGAACAAGGAUAUAAAGGCCUCUCUAUCCGGAGUGUGUGCUGGAAAGCUGACCGUCUCCUAGCGGGCACCCAGGACAGUGAGAUAUUUGAAGUUAUUGUGCGAGAACGAGACAAGCCAAUGCUGAUCCUACAAGGCCACUGUGAGGGAGAACUCUGGGCUCUGGCCCUGCACCCCAAGAAGCCACUGGCUGUGACAGGCAGUGAUGACCGCUCUGUCAGGCUGUGGAGUCUGGCUGACCAUGCCUUGAUCGCCCGCUGUAACAUGGAGGAAGCAGUUCGAAGUGUUGCUUUCAGCCCAGAUGGAUCUCAGUUGGCCCUGGGCAUGAAAGAUGGCUCUUUCAUUGUUCUCCGAGUCAGAGAUAUGACAGAAGUGGUUCAUAUCAAAGAUCGAAAAGAAGUCAUUCAUGAAAUGAAAUUUUCUCCAGAUGGUUCUUAUCUUGCAGUGGGAUCCAAUGAUGGUCCAGUAGAUGUUUAUGCUGUUGCUCAGCGGUAUAAGAAAAUCGGAGAGUGCAACAAGUCUCUCAGUUUCAUUACCCACAUUGACUGGUCUUUGGAUAGUAAAUAUUUGCAAACUAAUGAUGGUGCUGGAGAACGAUUAUUUUAUAAAAUGCCAUCUGGGAAGCCCUUAACAAGUAAAGAAGAAAUCAAAAGUAUUCCCUGGGCCUCAUGGACAUGUGUGAAAGGCCCUGAAGUGAGUGGAAUUUGGCCAAAAUACACUGAUGUCAUAGACAUCAACUCAGUGGAUGCGAAUUACAACAGCUCAGUGUUGGUAUCUGGAGAUGAUUUUGGAUUGGUUAAACUGUUUAAAUUUCCUUGUCUCAAGAAAGGAGCAAAAUUUAGAAAGUAUGUGGGCCACUCGGCACAUGUCACAAAUGUUCGCUGGUCCCACGACUUCCAGUGGGUCUUAAGCACAGGUGGAGCUGACCACUCGGUUUUCCAGUGGAGAUUCAUUCCAGAAGGUGUCAGCAAUGGUCUGCUGGAGACUGCACCCCAGGACGGUGGUACUGAUUCCUACAGUGAAGAAUCUGACUCAGACUUAUCAGAUGUGCCAGAGCUUGACUCUGAUAUUGAACAAGAAACUCAAAUAAAUUAUGAUCGCCAGGUUUACAAAGAAGAUCUACCUCAGCUAAAGCAACAAAGUAAAGAGAAAAACCAUGCAGUGCCCUUCCUCAAACGAGAAAAGGCUCCUGAGGACAGCUUGAAACUCCAGUUCAUCCACGGUUAUAGAGGCUAUGACUGUAGAAACAAUCUGUUCUACACACAAACUGGAGAAGUAGUCUACCACAUUGCUGCAGUUGCUGUUGUGUACAAUAGACAGCAACACUCCCAGAGGCUGUACCUGGGACACGAUGAUGACAUUCUCAGCUUGACCAUCCAUCCAGUGAAGGACUACGUGGCUACUGGGCAGGUUGGAAGAGAUGCUUCUAUCCAUGUGUGGGACACUCAAACUCUAAAAUGUUUGUCAUUGUUGAAAGGACAACACCAGAGAGGAGUGUGUGCUCUUGAUUUCUCAGCUGAUGGGAAAUGUCUGGUGUCAGUUGGUUUAGACGAUUUUCACAGUAUUGUAUUUUGGGACUGGAAAAAGGGAGAAAAGAUAGCCACAACAAGAGGCCAUAAAGAUAAGAUAUUUGUGGUAAAGUGUAACCCACACCAUGUUGACAAAAUGGUUACAGUUGGAAUGAAGCACAUCAAAUUCUGGCAACAAGCAGGUGGGGGCUUCACAUCUAAAAGAGGAAAUUUUGGAAAUGCUGGAAAAUUGGAAACAAUGAUGUGUGUUUCUUAUGGACGAAUGGAAGAUUUAGUGUUCUCAGGAGCAGCUACUGGAGAUAUUUUUAUUUGGAAGGACAUUCUCCUGAUGAAGACAGUAAAAGCUCAUGAUGGGCCUGUGUUUGCUAUGUAUGCAUUGGAUAAGGGUUUUGUAACAGGUGGAAAGGAUGGGAUCGUGGAGCUCUGGGAUGAUAUGUUUGAAAGAUGCUUGAAGACUUAUGCCAUUAAAAGAGCAGCAUUGUCAAGUAGUUCAAAAGGUUUGCUUUUGGAAGACAAUCCUUCAAUUCGUGCCAUCACUUUAGGACAUGGACAUAUCCUGGUGGGAACAAAAAAUGGAGAGAUACUGGAAAUCGACAAAAGUGGCCCCAUGACACUGCUUGUUCAGGGACACAUGGAAGGGGAAGUGUGGGGACUGGCAGCUCACCCUCUCCUGCCCAUCUGUGCUACUGUGAGUGAUGACAAAACUCUUCGGAUCUGGGAAUUAUCCUCCCAGCACCGUAUGCUGGCAGUACGGAAACUCAAAAAAGGUGGAAGAUGCUGUGCCUUCUCCCCUGAUGGGAAAGCCUUAGCAGUUGGCUUGAAUGAUGGGAGUUUCAUGGUUGUAAAUGCUGAUACAGUUGAAGAUAUGGUCUCCUUCCAUCACAGAAAAGAAAUGAUCUCUGAUAUUAAAUUUUCAAAAGAUUCAGGAAAAUACCUUGCUGUGGCAUCCCAUGAUAACUUUGUGGAUAUUUACAAUGUACUUACAAGCAAAAGAGUCGGCAUCUGUAAAGGCGCUUCUAGUUAUAUUACACACAUUGACUGGGACACUAGAGGAAAGUUGCUGCAAGUUAAUUCGGGUGCCAAAGAACAACUCUUCUUUGAAGCUCCAAGAGGCAAACGGCAUAUAAUAAGACCUUCAGAGAUCGAGAAGAUAGAGUGGGACACAUGGACCUGUGUCCUGGGACCCACCUGUGAGGGAAUCUGGCCCGCUCAUAGUGAUGUGACAGAUGUAAAUGCUGCCUGUCUCACCAAGGACUGUUCCCUCUUAGCCACCGGAGAUGAUUUUGGCUUUGUUAAGCUCUUUUCAUACCCUGUCAAGGGCCAGCAUGCAAGAUUCAAGAAGUACGUGGGACACAGUGCACAUGUCACCAACGUCAGGUGGCUUCACAAUGACUCUGUGCUGCUCACUGUCGGGGGUGCUGACACGGCCCUCAUGAUCUGGACAAGAGAAUUUGUAGGAACCCAGGAGAGCAAGCUGGUGGACAGCGAGGAGUCGGACACAGAUGCUGAGGAGGAUGGAGGCUACGACAGUGACGUUGCUCGAGAAAAGGCCAUUGAUUACACCACCAAGAUCUAUGCUGUGAGCAUCAGGGAAAUGGAAGGCACCAAGCCACACCAGCAGCUGAAAGAAGUAUCUGUGGAAGAAAGACCGCCUGUCAGCAGAGCAGCUCCACAGCCUGAGAAACUCCAGAAGAAUAAUAUUACCAAGAAAAAGAAGCUGGUUGAGGAGCUGGCUCUUGACCACGUAUUUGGCUAUAGAGGAUUUGACUGUCGAAAUAACCUGCACUACCUGAAUGAUGGUGCCGACAUCAUCUUCCACACUGCAGCAGCUGGUGUGGUUCAGAACCUCUCCACAGGGAGCCAGAGCUUCUACCUGGAGCACACGGAUGACAUUCUCUGCCUCACGGUGAAUCAGCACCCCAAGUACAGGAACAUUGUGGCCACCAGCCAGAUAGGUGACAUUACGGAGACCCCAGGGACCACACCAUCCAUCCACAUCUGGGAUGCCAUGACCAAGCACACCCUCUCCAUGCUGAGGUGCUUCCACUCAAAGGGAGUAAAUUACAUCAACUUCAGUGCAACCGGGAAGCUCCUGGUGUCUGUUGGAGUGGACCCUGAGCACACCAUCACCGUUUGGCGUUGGCAAGAAGGUGCCAAGAUUGCCAGCCGAGGAGGUCACCUGGAGCGCAUAUUUGUGGUGGAAUUCCGUCCUGACUCAGACACACAGUUCGUGUCAGUGGGAGUCAAGCACAUGAAGUUCUGGACCCUGGCAGGCAGUGCGCUGCUUUACAAGAAAGGCGUCAUCGGGUCCAUGGAGGCUGCCAAGAUGCAGACGAUGCUCUCUGUAGCCUUUGGUGCUAACAACCUCACUUUCACGGGUGCCAUCAAUGGAGAUGUCUACGUGUGGAAGGACCACUUCCUCAUCAGGCUGGUGGCCAAGGCUCACACGGGGCCUGUCUUCACCAUGUACACAACCCUUCGGGAUGGACUUAUAGUGACGGGUGGAAAAGAGCGGCCGACCAAAGAAGGUGGUGCUGUCAAACUGUGGGACCAGGAGAUGAAGCGCUGCCGGGCCUUCCAGCUGGAAACCGGGCAGCUGGUGGAGUGUGUACGCUCUGUAUGCCGGGGCAAAGGGAAAAUUUUAGUGGGAACCAAAGAUGGAGAAAUCAUUGAAGUUGGUGAAAAAAAUGCCGCUUCCAACAUCCUGAUUGAUGGCCACAUGGAAGGGGAGAUCUGGGGCCUGGCCACCCACCCCUCUAAGGACAUCUUCAUCUCUGCCAGCAAUGAUGGCACUGCCCGGAUCUGGGACCUGGCUGACAAGAAGCUGCUGAACAAGGUAAACCUGGGCCACGCAGCAAGGUGUGCAGCCUACAGCCCUGAUGGGGAGAUGGUGGCCAUUGGCAUGAAGAAUGGGGAGUUUGUCAUCUUGAUGGUGAACAGCCUCAAAGUUUGGGGGAAAAAACGAGAUCGGAAAUCUGCCAUCCAAGAUAUCAGAAUCAGCCCAGACAGCAGAUUCUUAGCUGUUGGCUCUUCUGAACACACCGUGGAUUUCUAUGACCUCACUCAGGGCACCAGCCUGAAUCGCAUUGGGUACUGCAAAGAUAUCCCAAGCUUCGUCAUUCAGAUGGAUUUUUCUGCAGAUGGCAGAUACAUCCAGGUGUCAACAGGAGCCUACAAGCGCCAAGUGCAUGAGGUCCCCCUGGGAAAACAAGUGACUGAAGCCAUGGUCAUUGAGAAGAUCACCUGGGCCUCCUGGACAAGUAUUCUGGGAGAUGAAGUCAUUGGCAUCUGGCCUCGAAAUGCAGACAAAGCUGAUGUCAACUGUGCCUGUGUGACCCAUGCUGGCUUGAACAUUGUCACAGGAGAUGACUUCGGGCUGGUGAAGCUCUUUGACUUUCCAUGCACUGAAAAAUUUGCCAAACAUAAGCGUUACUUUGGUCACUCGGCUCACGUGACGAACAUUCGUUUCUCGCAUGAUGACAAGUAUGUGGUCAGCACUGGAGGUGAUGACUGCAGUGUGUUUGUAUGGCGAUGUCUAUAAAUGCCUGAAGCCUCCUACAUCAAUGCUACUGCUGCUACCACCCAGCAACUGCAGACUGGGAGGAGGUACCUCCUCGCCACAGGCUGCUGGGAAAAGCCCGCCACACUGUGGGCCGACUGCUCUGGUCAUCUGGAAUCUCCAAAACUGUGAUGCCAAGAAAGGAAGGUCAGUUCUAAAAGACUAAGACAGCUUGCAUCUGUCCCUAAGGCAAAUCUAUAAUUACUAAUUAUGUAAACAAUGACAAACAUCCUAAUAAUGUAGCCCACUGACAAAAUUUAAAGCCUGUUUCCCUGACCAAUAAUGUAGCUUUUGAUUUGCAAGUCAAAAUUUUUACAAGUUUUGUUAUGUUUCUAUAGUUUGGAAAUGUUCACUUUUACAAAUAAGUUGAAUAUGACCAUUUAAGUUACUGCACUUAAGUACUAGAGAAACUUAGCCUCUGUUCUUCAUGUUUAGCUUUCAAAAACCAAAUGAGCCAUGUAUAAAAAAAAAGUUGAGAAACUUAAUUUUUUAACACUUUAUUUGCAGAGUUUUAUAUCCAUUAAGUGCCUUUGAAAGUUUCCAGCUCUGUGGGCUGCUCUCACUUCCCACAAAAGAUCUCCUUUCUACCUGUGGUGCUAAAACUUAAAACUGAGGAGGGCUACAUGGACUCUUAGAUUUCCUGGUCUGUUGCCCACAUCAUGUGUUUGUGUCAAGGCUUCCUAAAUGAAAAAGUUAACUGCUUGUGAAAUGUUGGCUAAAUACGGUGAGCAAUGAAC